AUGCCUCGUUGGAAAAUUGUACCUACUGCAUGCUUCCUUAUCUUCACGAUUUGGUUCUAUUUCAUAUUGUUAAAUCACCACGAAUUCGUUGAUGAAAACGAAGAAGCCAAAUUGGUCAAGAGAAGAGACAAAGAGCCAGAAAUAUUUGAAAUAGAGAAUCAAGAAGAACCACCAGUUAUCGAGGAAACAAAUGAAAAAGUCGUAAAUGAAGAGAAAAGCUCAUUUGAAAAUGGACUUCUGACAGAUGAAGCCAUGGAAAGAAUCGAAAAAAGGUUUCUCAAACGACGCGAGUUACUCUCUUCAACCUGCAGAAAAAAUGGCAUUGAGCCGGUCGAAACUUUUGAUCAAAUUAGACAACUUCCGACCUUCAAGGACAAACCAAGAGAAAAUAUGCUCCUGAAUCACAUAAUGCACGAAUACAACGUGGAUGUCUAUGGUUGCAUCCCUCCAAAAACUGGCAGCACAACCUGGAAUAAAUGGUGGUGGAAUACUUCGCCGGAUGAUAAGAGCAGAAAAUUCGAUUCUUUCCAAACUCAAGGCAACAGGCAUCGAAUGAAUUGGGGGCGAGAAUUGGCUUCAAAGAAGCCAGAGCUCCUGUUUCUUCAAGUUCGCCAUCCGCUGUCGAGGCUUGUUUCUGGCUGGAAUAAUAUUUUGUGCAAUGAAAACUGCCGAAAUGCCGAUCGAGUUCGAUACUCUAAAACAGUCAUAAGUCGACUUCAGAGUAUCUAUCAACGAAAUCAGCAUCCACCUUACAGUCCAAAGCAUACCGAAACCAUCAGGAUGACCCCGUUCGAAGACUGGGUAGACGUUAUCCUUGAAAACAACUUCUUUGUUGACGACUAUUUCGAUUUCGACAUUCACUUCCAUUCGUACAAAAGAGCAUGCCACCCCUGUGGGAUCCCAUACAAGUACAUUAUCAAGGUUGAGACUUUUGCGGAAGACUUCCAAUUCGUCCUCAGAAAACACGGAGUCUGGGAGCAAAUGGUCGAUAAGGCCAAGGAAGCUGCUGGAUCUACCGAGAACAAGAGUAUCGGACUCGAGUAUCAAGAGGUCCUGGAUCGACUAACUCCCGAGCAAUACCAAGCUCUCCUUGCUCUAAAAUCAGAAGAGAUGGAAAUGUUUGGCUACGGAGAAAAUUUCACUUCACUAGACUAG
This is a messenger RNA of Oikopleura dioica, 1155 nucleotides long. Lineage: Eukaryota; Metazoa; Chordata; Appendicularia; Copelata; Oikopleuridae. The record is from the annotation of a GenBank genome assembly.